GGUAAAGGGGCGGACAGAUACUGAGUCAUAAACUGGUUGUAUUUAAGAGUCAGAUUUACCAAGCUAAUGUUGCAGUGCUACAUUUCUAUAAACAACUCGAUGACUUGUUAAGCAAAGCCUCAAUACAGAAAAGUUUCAAUGGCAUUGGUGUCGGAAUUUUUGGGCCAUCUCACACUUGGGUUUGGAGGGGGGAAAGAACCUCGAUUCCCAACAGUGCUACCAGCUGUAAAUUUUGAUCCAGAGAAGGAUGCAAGCUGGAUUGAUACAGCCAUCAAAACUAAAGGUGUGGAUGAAGACUUAAUCAUUGAUAUCCUAACGAAACGCACCUACAACCAGAGAAGGGAGAUUGCUUUUGAGUAUGAAAGGAAAACAAAAAAGGAAAUGAUUGCUGCCCUGAAAGGAGCACUUUCAGGCUCUCUAGAAAAUGUUAUUCUUGGUUUGAUGAAGAACACAGCACAGUUUGAUGCCUAUGAGCUUAGAGCUUCGAUGAAGGGUUUAGGCACUGAUGAGGAGUGUUUGAUUGAGAUGGUCUGUUCUCGUAGCAGUGAAGAGCUGGUGGAGAUUAAAAAAGUUUACAAGGAAUUGUUCAAGAAGGACUUGGAGAAAGAUGUGGCUGGAGAUACUUCUGGUGAUUUUUGCAGGUUGCUACUGUCUUUGGUUGAGACUAAAAGAGAUGAACCCAGCAACAUAGUGGACUAUGAAAGGAUUGACAGUGAUGCCAGGGCCCUCUAUGAAGCAGGGGUAAAGAGGAAGGGAACAGAUGUGGCCACAUGGAUAGCAAUUUUCUCUGAAAGGAGUGUGCCACACCUCCAGAAAGUGUUUGAGAGGUACAACAGCUACAGCCCAUAUGACAUAAAAGAGAGCAUUCAAAAGGAGGUAAAAGGAGAUCUGGAAAAAUCCUUUCUUACGCUGGUGGAGUGCUUUGAAAAUAAACAGCUUUACUUUGCAAAUAAACUCAAUGAAGCUAUGAAGAGUAAAGGCAUCAAGGAGAAGGUUGUGACUCGGAUAAUGGUUUCACGUUGUGAAGUGGACCUCAUGAAAAUCCGCAUGGAGUUCAAGACACUGUUUGGAAAAUCACUCCACCAAGUGAUUACAGAACAUACAAAGGGUGACUACCAGAGAACACUGCUAAACCUGUGUGGAGGAGAUGAUUUGUAAGAAAUGUAGUUAUGUCAUGCUUGCAGUUAUCUACAAAGAAUAGUGAGAACAGUUAACAUAUAUUGAGCUUUGAUCAGCUCUUUUUGUAUUUUGUAUAUUUUGUACUACCCCGCAACAUCGUAUAUCUGCUAUAAAUGACAUUUAGUGCAACUCAGAUGAGGAUGGUUCCCUCUUGAGUCUGGUUCCUCUCAAGGUUUCUUCCC
Silurus meridionalis is the source of this 1361-nucleotide messenger RNA. RefSeq names its product annexin A2-A-like. Gene Ontology annotation, molecular function: calcium-dependent phospholipid binding; calcium ion binding; phospholipase inhibitor activity. The coding region runs from base 139 to 1158 and encodes 339 amino acids. The transcript has 13 exons. Lineage: Eukaryota; Metazoa; Chordata; Actinopteri; Siluriformes; Siluridae. The record is from RefSeq and is a predicted model, not a curated record. Gene Ontology annotation, cellular component: cytoplasm.